AUGGAACUUAUAGAUCCAUGUCCCCCGCCACUCUGGGGCGGCCAAGGCUUCCUUCCGUUCCAGGGUCGGAUGUCCAACUCCAACCCCGAAACCAACGCCCUAAAGCGAAACCCCACAGUACACACCACACCCACCCAUAUAAUCUUCGUCCGCGGCCCUCUCUCAAACUGGCACCCCAGCACCCCGUUCCGCGGUCAAAGGGCCUUGGACCUCUGUCUUCCGAAGUUGGAUGAAUUAGGAAUCGAGUAUCCAGCGCGAAAUGCCGCCGUUACGCGGCUAAUCGGUUCAUGGGAUUUUACCUGCGGAGAGCAGUGGAUGAUGGGUAUGAAGGCUUGGUUAUUUGAAGGAUUACCCUUUUUCGACUCUGAUAAGGGUAUUUCGGAGGAGGAGUUUACCGAGUUAAGACGCGUCGUGGGGCCUUCUAAGGCACCUAGGGGAGAAAAGGAGAAGGCGAUUUUGGAAUCGAGUGUGAUAAAGGUCUUACGGGCUAGGGAACCGAGGGUACAGAAGGCGAUUGGACGGCGUGUGGAUGGCUUCCGGGAGGAGGUUUGGAGCGUUGCGAGUGAGGCUGUGGUCACGGCGGGCUGUAUUGCUCGCGCGGAGGUGGAUGGGAGCUUGAAGGCUUUGUAUCUUGCUAGUGAGGGCAGGGGUUUUGUGGAGGGGAGUGUGAGGGAUUGUGUUUGGGGGGUUGGGUUAAAGUGGGAUGGGAUCGAGAUUGAGGAUGAGCGGAAUUGGAGGGGGGAGAAUCGGCUGGGAAGGUGCCAUGAUGAGGCGGCGAGGGUUGUGAGGAGGGGUUUGGUUUAGGUCGUGGAGUAUAUGGUUAUCCAUAAGGCUACUAAUGGACUUGGAAUUUUGCGUUACGUCGUUGUUGAUAAUAGGAGGAGCUGAUAUGUGUACGUGUGUUGGUCUGUCUUCUCUAUGGUAUGGCUCAUGGAGAUAAGAAACUAUUCCUGUGCUACUGCGGUCUAACACAAGAGUUCGUAUGUGAACAUCUGAUACACAAUGCUUGCGUUUUUUUCGUGUCUCUGCUGUCACACAGACGUCGACAUUCCCUUUUCGGAUCCAGCGUCCCAGUCCAUGAGGUCUGAAAUGUGUACCGUAGCUAUCUCGCAGAGCAGUAAAGCCCAG
Aspergillus alliaceus is the source of this 1128-nucleotide messenger RNA. RefSeq names its product NADAR family protein. NCBI's taxonomy places the organism in Eukaryota, Fungi, Ascomycota, Eurotiomycetes, Eurotiales, Aspergillaceae. The record is from RefSeq and is a predicted model, not a curated record. The transcript is spliced from 2 exons. Bases 1 to 804 code for a protein of 267 amino acids.